GCUCGGGCUCGCGCUCUCUCCCCUUCUGCUUCUCUCUCCGCCAGGAGCCGCCGAACGAUGCGAUCGCUCGCAGCCAGCGCCGCCGCCGCCCAUUAGAGACCCCUCCCCCCCGCCUGCCUUCCAACAAAAACCCUCCCGCCAGAGCAGGACCCACCCUUUCCCCUCCCCCCCACCGAACCCUCUUCCUCCUCCUCCUCCUCCUCCUCCAUCGGGAAGAGCUCAGCCUUUUCUGCACCAGCCCCAGUGCCUGCCUGCAGCCCGGCUCCCACUCGGAUGCAUUGAUUGCUAGAGAGAGAGGUAACGGAGGGGAGGACAGCAAAGAAAGGAAAAAAGGGGGGGACACAUUUGGUUGCCCAGAUUUUUUUCCCCUGGGGGGUGAUUUUUUUCCCCCUUUCCCUCGGAGUGUCUGAGAAGGGGGGAGGCGCCCGCCGAGAGGUGUGUUUUUUCUGGGGGGCCAUCAUGGGAUGUACACUGAGCGCAGAGGAGAGAGCCGCCUUGGAGAGGAGCAAAGCGAUCGAGAAGAACCUCAAGGAGGAUGGGAUCACCGCCGCCAAAGACGUGAAAUUACUCCUGCUAGGGGCUGGAGAAUCUGGGAAAAGCACCAUUGUGAAGCAGAUGAAGAUCAUUCAUGAAGACGGUUUCUCCGGAGAAGACGUGAAGCAGUACAAGCCUGUGGUCUAUAGCAACACUAUUCAGUCCCUGGCAGCUAUCGUCCGUGCCAUGGAUACCUUGGGCAUUGAAUACGGUGAUAAGGAGCGAAGGGCUGAUGCUAAGAUGGUCUGUGAUGUAGUAAGUCGAAUGGAGGACACAGAGCCCUUCUCUCCAGAGCUGCUGUCUGCUAUGAUGAGACUCUGGGCAGAUUCUGGAAUCCAGGAGUGCUUCAACCGGUCCCGGGAAUAUCAACUUAAUGACUCUGCCCAAUACUACCUAGACAGCUUAGAUCGAAUCGGAGCUCCAGACUACCAGCCAACAGAGCAGGAUAUACUUCGAACCAGGGUCAAAACAACCGGCAUUGUAGAAACCCAUUUCACAUUCAAAAACCUCCACUUCAGGCUGUUCGAUGUGGGAGGUCAGAGGUCAGAACGUAAGAAAUGGAUCCACUGCUUUGAGGACGUCACAGCGAUCAUUUUUUGUGUUGCACUGAGUGGUUACGAUCAGGUGCUCCAUGAAGACGAAACCACGAACCGAAUGCAUGAGUCUCUCAUGCUCUUCGACUCCAUCUGUAACAACAAAUUCUUCAUCGAUACCUCCAUCAUUCUCUUCCUCAACAAGAAAGACCUAUUUGCCGAGAAGAUCAAGAAAUCACCUCUGACCAUCUGCUUCCCUGAAUAUACAGGUCCUAACACUUAUGAGGAUGCAGCAGCAUAUAUCCAAGCACAAUUUGAAAGCAAAAACCGCUCCCCCAACAAGGAGAUUUACUGUCACAUGACUUGUGCGACGGACACGAACAACAUCCAGGUGGUCUUCGAUGCUGUCACCGAUAUCAUCAUUGCCAACAACCUCCGAGGCUGUGGCUUGUACUGACACCUUCUCGUGCUGUAUAGCAAAGCAACUCCUUUGGUAAUGAUCACGGCGUGAGGAAAAAAUUUUAAAAAAAGAAAAAAGCGCAAAACAAAAACCGAAUCAAACCACAAAAAAAAUCAUUAUACUAAUAAUGCAAGCUGGUAAAUAAAAAAGCAUAAUGACAAAUUAUAUAUAUAUAAAUAUAUAUAUAUAUAUUAAAAAAACCACAACAAUAAUCUUUUUAGUUUGUCUCAAAGAGCUGUGGACAGAACUGAUUUCUCUGACAGGCUUCAGCCCUCCUUGGUAUUGUCACUAGUCAUAGAAAUCAAAUCAAUUAAAUAAGCCAAGAAAAAUUACGCUGGCAUUUGCUAAAUGGUCUGCCUGCAUUUUGAACCUAAGGUAUCCUAUGAGUUUUAAAAUUGAUUGUUUUCUUAAAACAAAGAGCAGUAAUGUUACUUUUUUAACUCUUCUUUGUGGGGAGGGGCUUCAGGUGUAGAGGGAAGGGGAAUUUUUUUUCUUCUUUCUCCCCAUUCCAGUUUCUUGGAUUUUUUAGGUACUGCUGUUAGGAAGCUGUAAGUCAGUUGGUGCUGCACUGCAGUCUGGGUCACCUGGGCUUGGCUUUCAGUGCCUCUCGGUUCUGUUCAGCUCUUGUGGGUUUCAAAAACAAACAAAAAAAAAGACAAAAAAUAAUAAUAAUAAAAAAAAAGGACAAAAAAACAAACCCAAGCCACAAUAUUUUAGGACUUUUUUUAACGGGGACGCAGCAGGAAAGCAUCCUUUAUGUAACAAGCUCUUCACUUGUGGAAUGUAACUUCCUCUCAAGGUAAAGCACAGGAUGGGGAGCUUCGGGCUUUUUACCAGCGCGGGUUCUGUGAGAAAGAGGAGGGCCCCUAGUGGCAAUCACACCCCAACACACACACACACAUGCAGGGGGAGGGAUGUAUUUGCCCAUCAAACUCAAACCGUGUGUCAGUGCCAACCUCACUUCCAGGUGGGCUUUGGGCAGGGGAGGGGAGAUGCAAUUUAUUUUUGAACAGGGUUAAGGACAUUACCCAUUGUGAUCCUGUUUUACUUGGCUUUGAGGGAUUCCCCCUAUGAUUUAAUUGAUUUCUUGAUUGAUUUUUAAUGUAUUCAAGCCUGGGCUCCCUUCUCUCUCUCUCCAGACCACUUCACGGACUCUCCUGUUGGCGUUCUCCUUACCGGUAGCAUGACCUUUUGGCCUUUUGCAUAAGACACAGCCUUCCUGACUGAAUCAAUGUAUAAUGUUCUGAACAUGGAAUGAUGGCUGUGUGUUUCCGUAGACUGCUGUAGAUCUGGUUUUAGCUGAGUCUUUACAUUUAGAAGCUAAAAGAUUAAAAAGGAAGAAAAAAAAGAAAAAUGAAAACCUUUUUUUCAUGUGCUUUGUAGCUAAAAAAGAAGAAAAAAGAAAAAAAAAAGAUUCCUUUCCCAUUUCCCCUAUUCCCCUUUAUUUAAAAAAAAGAAAAGAAAAAUCUUUUGCAACCGUGCUAAGAGGUAUUCGCCUCUUCUUCAGUCCUCAUUUUAACAGGAAUGAAUUUGCGUUUGUUUUCAUUUAAUUUCCCUCUUUGUGUUUAUUUGUGCCCUGCCUCUUUAAAAAGAGAAAAGGGCCGGUGGGGUCUUUAUUAGCCUGGAGUGAUAAGACUACAAUGCAAGACCAUGCCUGUGGGUCAGGUAUCCAGCAGGGGAUGUCUUUCUGCAUUAUAUUUAUUUAUUCUUUUCCCCUAGUUUAAUAACGACUCUUCGUUCUGAAUUGUCUCUUUCACGCUCCAGGUUUGUAUCAAAAAAGCACAGCUGUCACUGGCCUGUAGCAGCCAAAUUAUCCAGAGAUUUUCCCUCUCUUGACUUGUUUGCUCUGAAGAAUACUGUGUAUUACAUACCAGACAGGCUUCCUCUUCUUUCUUUUAUUGUUUUGGGGGUUGGUUUGGGAGACCUUAGAGGGAUUAUUUUUGUUUGGAUUUUUUUUGUUUUGUUCUGAUUUAUUUUUUUAACUUUCCAGUGAAUGCUUUUCUGUGCUGCUUUUUUCCUCCUCUGAUCCUUCCUUUUAGUGAAUGGUGUUUUCUCUCUCUCUCUCUCUCUCUCAUGUGGGGAUGUUUGUGCUGCAAAAACAAACGGAAAAAAAAAAA
This is a messenger RNA of Gopherus evgoodei (Goodes thornscrub tortoise), 3644 nucleotides long. It is a transcript of the gene GNAO1, whose product is annotated as G protein subunit alpha o1. Gene Ontology annotation, biological process: G protein-coupled dopamine receptor signaling pathway; adenylate cyclase-modulating G protein-coupled receptor signaling pathway. Bases 460 to 1524 code for a protein of 354 amino acids. The transcript has 8 exons. The record is from RefSeq and is a predicted model, not a curated record. NCBI's taxonomy places the organism in Eukaryota, Metazoa, Chordata, Testudines, Testudinidae. Gene Ontology annotation, cellular component: heterotrimeric G-protein complex. Gene Ontology annotation, molecular function: corticotropin-releasing hormone receptor 1 binding; GTP binding; mu-type opioid receptor binding.